Messenger RNA from Entamoeba nuttalli P19, 735 nucleotides. RefSeq names its product cylicin-2, putative. The record is from RefSeq and is a predicted model, not a curated record. NCBI's taxonomy places the organism in Eukaryota, Evosea, Mastigamoebida, Endamoebidae. The transcript has a single exon. The coding region runs from base 1 to 735 and encodes 244 amino acids.
AUGAAAAAAAAGAAUACCGUCUCAGGAGAAGAAAAACAGAAUAAAGAGGAUGGACAACAAGACAAAGCAGCAGAAAAACAAACUCCAACAACUGACACAGAACAUAACAAACAAAAAGACAGUCUAACUAGUAAUGAAGGUGGUAGUCAAGAAAAGCAAGAGGGAAAACAGAAUGAAGAAUCUGAAAAAGGACAGAUAGACCAAGGACAAAAAGGAAAAGAAGAAGGAAAGGAGGUAGAAAUUGGAGGAGGAACAAAAGAGGAAAAAACAAAAAGUGACGAAGAGCAAAAGGGUCAAGAAAGUAAAGAAAAUCAUGCAGAAGAUGAUAAAAAGUCACAAGGAGAGAAUGAGAAUGAGAACAAGAAUGACCAAAACGGUAAAGGAACGAAAGGAGAAGAACAAGGAAAGAAGAAAGAAGAAGGAAAAGGUGAUGAAAAGAGUGAUGAAAAUGAACAGAACAAAGGAGCAACUCAAGAAAAGAAUACGGAAAAGCAAGAGAGUCAGAAGGAAGGAGAGGGAGUUGACAAAACAAAAGAAGAGAAGAAAGAGAAUGAUAAUAAAAACCAAGAAAAGAAGAGUGAAGAAAAAGAACAAAAAGAAGAAAAGUCAUCAAAUGGUUCUGAAAGUAAAACAGAUAGUGAGUCUGAUGAAGAACUAAAUGGUCAUAACAAUAUUGAUGGUACAAUAUCUACAGUUAUUAUUCUUUCUAUUGUCAUCACAUUUUUAUUCUUCUAA